AUGGACGAACGGCGAGAUCUUCGCAAGUUUCCGCGCGGUGAAAGAUGUCCAGAAUGUGGUGCUAGGCGAUGGUAUUUGGAAAAUGGUCUGCGUUUCUGCUCCAACGGACAUCAAGUCGAGGGAUUUGUUCAAUUCGAUAUAGGUGACGAGGUAGAUGCUGGAAAUCUCGGAAGAGUAGCCAGAAAGGAAAAGGAAGUCAAAGAAAAAGAACUUCGACAUCUCAUUGGCCAAGCAGGAAGGAAUCUCUUUCUCGAAUGCCUGCAGCUGGUUUUGAGAAACCAACUUUUAUGGCUCAUAACAAGCAAAGGUCAUCGGGAAGAACUUGAGACUGUGGUCCGCGACCUUUGGGAUCUUCGCACCCGCGGCGGUGGUGCGCUUCCCGUGGGAGAAGAGACGCAAGAAGCAGAACAGGAUGAAGGUCUCGCAUUGUUCAGCUCUCAGCCUACAGCUGAUGCGAAGAUCAAAGGCAACGCGCCCAAGAAACAACACACAAGAGCCCAGAGCUGGAAUCCAGAGGAGAAUCCCGACUGGCCAAUGCCUAGGAUGAUUGACACACUGGCUUUGUGCUACCUUGGGUGCUUGCUGCUCAGAAUACCUACAGCCAUCGGUGAGCUGUGUCUUUGGGCCAAUGCUGGACGAAUACCGUACAAACGAUCGUAUUACGAUUUGCCGCAAGAAAUGCAGGAUCGAUUGCCUUCUGCUUAUACAAGAGCGCUCAAGCUACCCCUUCGCUGGCCUCUCAAGGGCAUCGACUUGCACAAUGCAGUGUUAGAUCUUGCGCUAUCGUAUAAUUACAACUAUGGAAUGAUAUUUCCUGCUAUCAAUGAAACACCAACCUUGGUUCAUUUUGUUAGACAGCUCAGUUUGCCAGUUGAAGCAAUUGUCACUGCCAAAAGUAUACUAUCAGUGAUGCGCUUCUCUUUCCAAUUACCUAUUGAACAGUCACGACGCUUCUACAUUGAUUACCCUGAGAUUCUUCUCAUCUCGGUUGUUCUUGUUGCAGCAAAACUGUGCUUUCCACUGGGGCGCCACGCCCCCUUACUUCAAGUAGCAGAGACUGAGUCGAAUAUCAAAUUUGACUGGAUGAAGUGGCAGAAAAGCAUUCACGAAUUGAUAGAUCUAUCGCAGGCAUCCGAAAAAGAGCCUAGCUUUGACAAGAUUACCGUGGACCAAGUUACCUCCAUGACAGCCGAGGAGCUCGACCAAUACUUCGCUCAUAUUGCUAGUACAAUUGAUAAGAAGAAUGACUCGGUAGUCACAAGAUUCUUCCCUUCAGAAAACGCUCCGCCCCCCGAAACCCUUUCGGCAGAGAGCGCCGAGAAGGAUAACGAUCACAAAAUGAGGCAGAUCCUAGGUCGAGCUAUCACAAUCGUUGGAGAAGAAGGAUCUGAACAAGAGGACGAAACUAUGUUGGAGCCAAACUAUGAAGCAUUCCGUUCAGUGGAGGAUUUAAACGAGACAGCGCAGGCGUUGUAUAAAGCUGCUGGCUUGUCACUGGAUGAAGCAGUACAGGCCGUUUAUAUGUUGGAGCAGAAAAUACUCGGUUGGCAAAUGGCUCAGCGUAAAGAAGAUGAAGAGAUGUUAUGA
Fusarium venenatum is the source of this 1587-nucleotide messenger RNA. Lineage: Eukaryota; Fungi; Ascomycota; Sordariomycetes; Hypocreales; Nectriaceae. The record is from RefSeq and is a predicted model, not a curated record.